CUGUCGAUAAAAAAAUCUGGUCCGCGAUUAAGUCAGAUGGUCCGUGCACAGACAAGGUUGUGGUCUGGGAAGUCGCGGACGAGCUAAUAGUGGGUCUUGGCUCGGUUUUUGGCACUUGCAAGAAACUUUACGUCGGGUCAGAAAGCGCAGGCGGGCGCAUGCACGAUUUUGAAAGGGAUAUUGGGUAUUCAAAUUUUGGAUUCAAGUUUGGGUUGUUGGAAAGAUUCCAAUCUUUCGGUUAAAACAAAAGCCGCUUGCAAUCUCUCGUCCAGUUCCAUACAACGCAUGGAUGUUCUGACCUGAAUUGCCGCCUCUGGUUCUUUUCUGCCUCAUGUCAAAAGUGGCAGGUAUACAAACCAGGCCGUCCGUCCUUUUGGAGAGAAUCGCUACAACAUGGAUAAUUCUGUGGCCCGUGAGGCCUACCCCGGCCUGCAUGAGCCCAAGUUCAACCCGCGCAAUGCUGUGAACUGGAUCGAGCAGAAACCAGCACCCAAUCAAGUCUCGUAUGCAUGUGAUCUCUUCGGACAAUUACUUCAACCCGCCUCGAAGCCGAAGCAAACAUCUGGUCAUGCUUGCGUCAAGCUCUGUGGAUUUGUUGAGCAAUGCUCCAAGUCGGAAUCUUCUGUAAUUCGAAGGUAUGCUUUCGCCCAAGAUACUGCUCACAACCUCCUCAAUAUCUACGUGGAAUGGAACGAGCAGGACCAACACAGGUCUAUGCGACUCAUACUCGAUUUUCUUAAGACCUCUAUUCUGAAGAACAUAGACCCCCAAGUCGGCCACGCUAUCAAGGACAUGAUCCUCACAGAUGUUGUUUCUUUCAUCACACUGGAAUCCACCAAGCCAAGUGUGAAAUCCGCCAUGACAGCUCUAGACUAUUUCCUGCAGAAAGACGUUUUCUACCUGAAUGACGUUAUUGCUACUUUUCAACACGUUCACCGUAUCUCCGAGGAACGUCUGCAGAGCUGGACUAGAUUCAUUUCAAAAGUGUUUGAAUGGAUGGAAAUGAAGAAUAUUUGCCCCAUAGCCGGCAAGUUGUUAGCAACCAUCUUCUCAGGGCCCUGGGACGAGAGCAAAAACGUUAGGUUCCUCCCAGACUCUUGGCAUAGCUUCCUAUGUGCAGGGUUGGAUGCCGAUAUUAGUCUUCUUGAGCCAAUCCAGCUCUAUACUCUGAUACCACUGUUCACGUCAGACAAGGAACAAAUGCUCAAAUAUAUUGAAUAUUUGUUCUCGAUACAAAUUUCGAGCGAGGUUAAAGCUAGUCUUAGUAUCACUCAAAUGAUAUGGCUUUCGGCUCUAGAGGCAGGAAAGAAAGUCGGGUUUGUGGGGGAACCAUCGACCGGCUCUGAGCAAAGUGCACAGACAGAUGGAGUCGUGCGUCUAGAAAGAAACGUGCUGGAAGAUCUCCUGUCUCACAGUUCUCAGGAGGCUCGGGCAUCUGCUGUUUCGAUACUGAUUGCGUCUCCAUCGACCUCAAAGCCGUACAGCAGAGCUUCUUUAGAGUUGUUGCAACAGUUUCUUCCGGCAUUUCACGCUGAUGGCGAUGCAAAGUUCAGGUAUGACGUUUUAGGCUAUUCAAGAAACAUGAUAUCCAGGAUCAUUGGCGCAAUUGGAGGAAUUACGAAGGACCUGGAUCGUAAGAUGAAGAAGAACAAGAAGAACGAUGCAAGCAGUUCAGAGAGCGUUGAGAUUGCCGCAUUCCGGGACCUUCUUUCGCUACACACCAGCUUUCUCCAGUGGUACUUCGACUUUCUCAAAAGCGAGCUAAUCCCGACUGCUUCGUACCAGAGACACAUUACAUCGCUUAAAGCAAUGGUAUAUGUCUUAAAAUCCGACCUUCGUAGUAUCACGAACAAGACAGGCCAGACACUAUCUCUUACCGAUUAUGCAUGGCUAAGAGCCGUUCUUGACCUGUUAAUGGAUCCAUUCGACGACGUGAGAGAAACUGCAGCAAGUCUAUUGGUGUUGUUAUCUUCUAGUGGUGCCGAUAAUGAAGUGUUUGCACACUCACAACAUAUGCUACAAGAACUUGAAGAGUUCUGCACAAGAGCUGAAAAACUUGCCAGCAGAACUGCUCGUGCUGAUCAUUCAGAUGGAGUUGCAAGAUCUUACGAAGUAUUGUGUCGGUGGCUAUCAUCUAGAGACGACAAACUCACGAUCCCUGCUCGGAUACUGGCUGAUAUCGAAAACAAGUUGUCUGCAGCUGAAUCGAACCUAGCGGAAGCUGUUUUACAGGCACCCAUACAUGGCGCUUUCGCUGCUCUUCGAUAUGUUUGGUUGUCGCUAUCCACUAUCACGUAUAGUCCAGAAGAACUUCAGAAUUUGGAGUCGUUACAAUCACACGCGAUCGGAUGUUGUCAGAGAAUUUGGCACGCCGUGAGGCUGGUACUUUGCGAUGAUUCACCCGAAGGCCACCUGCCAGAGGAGCUUGAAGAAGUGGAUGAGCUCGACACGAAAGAUUUGCUAAGCUACAGUUUCCGCGCUGUCCACGAAUCAAGUCAUCUCCUGCGAGUUAUUGCCAGUACAGUGAGGUCCUCGAAGGCAGGGUUCAUCCACCCUUCCUAUGACGAGUUUGAGGCCAUUGGCAAUUUGACUUUCGACCAACUAUCCAACCUGAGGCAUAGAGGUGCAUUUACCACUGUAUCGCAGACUUUUACCAGUUGCUGUCAAUUGGUAAAAUAUGCUGCCGCAUCAUCGUGCCGGGACAGCGAGCUUCUCAAUGUUUGGUAUGAGGGAGCUCUUUCGUGUAUUUACUCUCAAACAUCAACGACAAGAAGAUCUGCAGGAAUUCCUGCUCUUGUUGUUGGCAUCCUAUCAUCGAGCGCUGAGCAACCCUCUUUUCACGACGUCAUGCAGAAACUACAGGAAAUUGCGAAGCAGCCUGCUAGUAUAACCGAAACGGACGGUUCCAAUGUACCGCAAGUUCAUGCAACAAACUGUAUUAAGGAUAUUUUCAAAAGUUCUAUGCUAAGCAAGCGUGCUGAGCCGUAUCUCACGGAUUGCCUACAAUUGGCGGCAAACAGUCUCAAGUCUGAAGUUUGGGCUAUCCGCAAUUGUGGUUUGAUCCUCCUAAGGAGUCUUAUCGACACUCUGUUCGGGACCAGUGAGAGCAAAACGUCAAUGGAGGCGGGUUGGGAUGGCCGAACUACGAGACUAGCAUGGCACAAGUAUGAUUCUCUUCCCUUGCUUCUAGUAAACCUCCUCAAAUCGGGACAGACCACUCAGGAUGUGUCGAAGGGUAUGGUAAGAGCCGAAUCUGUGUUCCCUGCUUUGGACAUCAUUCGCAGAGCUGGACCACCGCAAGAAUUCAAGAGCGAGCUAUACGGUGUUGUUGCCUGGUACCUCGGAAGUCCCAUUUGGCACGUACGAGAAAUUGCAGCCCGCACACUUUGUUCAUUCUUGCUCCAGGCAGACUGGUUGGGGCGCAUCAGGACGCUCCUUCAAAAGUCCUACUCCUCAGCUAACAAAAUCCAUGGAGCACUCCUGACGCUCAAGUUCUUGCUUGAACGGCUGCUUGAAGCCAUGCCUGACAAACUAUUUAGUUACUAUCCUGAUGUUUUAUUUGAGCUUCUUGAGGAAAUUUCACAGGCAUCUUGCAGCUUCCAGGCUUGUUCCGAGGCACGUGCUGUGUAUUUUGAAAUCAUUGGCUUUCUAAACGCACUGAAGAGUAAAGAGAGGCUCUCCUCUAGUACUAGAGAAGUCGAUUUGCUUGAGCUUGAUUAUACUCCUCCAUCCUCAACUAGAGAUCGCAAGGCUGUCCCUUCGGCGCUAGAAGAAUCCAAAGAAGCACAAGCCUGUACCAUUUCCGACAUGGAACGACUACUCUUCUCGGGGCAACCAGCAACUAACCUAAAUAUAAAACCAUUGUUUUCUAGUGAUACAAACGUUGCCUGCGACGCACUACAGACCAUUCUCGCAUACACUGACAGCGAGAAGAAGGUCCUGUUCGGCACCAUCGGGACAGCUCAGAUAUUAGAGAUCUGCUUGACGACGCUUCGUAACACGGACGCGCCUGAGCCACGCACAGUUGCCCUGAAGAUUCUCGCUUCGCAGUUCGACGGAAUAUUCAAGCAUGGCACACGCGAAUUGCUACCGUCCGUGGACGAGCUUAGAUUGUUAUGGACCAAACUGCAAAGUCAACCCAUGAAUCCAUGCUUGGCAGAUGCCAUCAUUCGUGCCAGCGGACCAGUUAUGAAGGCAAUCUCAACACAAAUCCAAGAGGAAUCAGAUCGGAGUUUAGAUCAAUGGUUUAGACCAUGGGGUGAAAUGAUGAGAAAUGCUGGGUCAGAUGACAAGGGCUUCGAUACGCGUAUGGCUGGAAUUCGCGCGAUUGUGUCAUUUACGUCACAUGGCGGGCCACCAAACUCGUCUCUUGCCAACCUACCAUGGCUCCUAGCGCUCUACGACUAUCUCAACGACGACGACGACGAAAUCCGUGAGAUCGCGACCACCGGGACAAUCCCAAUUCUCGGUAAACCGCUCGCCUCUAUCGAAUCAAGCGUACGACUUCUCUCUUGGCUCGCAGAGCGAUUCGGCGACGCCGAUGAGUUCCGCACGCAUGUAGCGUCUCGCAUGAUCGGUCAUGUAGCCAUGACCCCCCAAAUGAGAAGUGCGGCUCUAAGCGGUUGGACACCAGCCGCCGCCCAACUCACCAAGGCGCUGCAGUUUGACGGCUCGCUCUUUGCAGUUGAGGAGCAUAAUUUGUAUGUCGACGAAGUCCGUGAGACGCUACGCUGGAAGACUGUAUUUGAUACACUCUCAUAUACCGGGGAUAACAAGGUGGUGACGGCUUUGGCCGAUUGGACGAUCGCUGGUUUACGGGACUUGGUGAAACAUGCUUCUGGUGAUGACGGGGUCUUGGGGUGGACGUCGAAACCUGCGGUCUUCGCAUUAUGUUCGCGGGUUGUGGUGACUGCUGUCGCCUUGUCGAAGAAGGGCAACGAGGAGGUCAAAAAUGAACUAGAGAGAUUUGUGGACUUGGGAAGGCAACACAGACUCCAUGGUCUCUUGCUGGAGUUGUGUGAGGCCAGGUGAUACGUCGCCAGUUCCUUGAAAAGUCAUGUUUCUAGGUAGUUAAUGAAGUUGGAUAUAGACAGUUUUAUGAUUCCUUCUAACUAGACCACUACUAUUCGGCAUUGUGGUGACCUCCAGGUCUACUUUGCUGCUAUUCAUCAGGGAAUAGGCUGCGUGUAUGUGUAAUGGAC
This is a messenger RNA of Truncatella angustata, 5201 nucleotides long. Its product is annotated as putative death-receptor fusion protein-domain-containing protein. Bases 394 to 5031 code for a protein of 1545 amino acids. NCBI's taxonomy places the organism in Eukaryota, Fungi, Ascomycota, Sordariomycetes, Amphisphaeriales, Sporocadaceae. The transcript has 9 exons. The record is from RefSeq and is a predicted model, not a curated record. Gene Ontology annotation, cellular component: cytosol. Gene Ontology annotation, biological process: tRNA methylation.